AGUCAUAAAUAUUUGUUUGGUGUGCAUAUUUAACGAGCUUCAUAAAAAGAUCCACAUAAGAAUAUUCAAAAUAACACAACUACUUUGAAUAAUGGUGUAAAAUGUUUUUCAGUUAAUGUAAAGUGUGUCAAAAAUUAAAUAUAAAUCUACUAAUGCACAUAAAUUGUGCAUAAUUUUUAUAUUCUUUUUUCUAAAGUGAAGUAAAAUCAUGUCGCUGUGGGCUAAAGCACAACAAUUACCCAUUGAAUCCUUACAACAAAUUCAGCAAAUAUAUGGUGCACAUUUUCCUAUUGAGGUUCGACACUAUUUGGCAGGAUGGAUCGAGGAGAAAAUGUGGACCGAUAUCGAUCAAGAUAAUCCUCAAUAUGAACAAUAUGCCAAUACAUUUGUAAGAUCUCUAGUCCAGGAACUUGAACAGAGAGCAUCUACAUUAAAUUCAGAUGAAAUGUUUCUUGCAAAAAUGAAGUUGACCGAAGCUGCUAAGAUGUUUGCACAAAAAUACUACAACAAUCCGUUACAAUUGUUUAAUUAUGUGCGACAUUGUUUAUCAACCGAAAUGCGUCUAGUGCAAGCUGGAGGAAUGACUGGAAUUGAUUCUAUACCCCUUGGUGUAUUUGGUUUAAAUUCUAACACAAUUGCAACAGAGAUUCUACAGGAAUUAAAUGUACUACGUGCAAGAACUAAAGAGUCUGGUGAAGAUUUACGAAAUAUGGAGCAGGAGCAAGAAAAAUUUGCUAUAAGCUACCACAACUGUACAAAAAUGAAUGCAAAUUUACAACAUUUGGCAUCCUUACCAACAAAAACGCAACAAAAUAUAGAAGAAGAGAAGAAAAUUAGAUAUAAUAAAGAAAUGUUAGAAGCCAGCUUGAAUCAAAUGGUUGCUAGACUGCUGGAGUUACGGCUAUCCUUAGUUGAUAAAUUGAAGGGCAGUAUAGACCUUGUCAGCAAAUUACAGAGUAAGGUUUUAGAAGAUGAGUUGAUUCGUUGGAAAAGGGAACAACAGUUGGCUGGAAAUGGUGCUGCUUUCAAUAGUAAUUUGGAUAGCAUUCAGGAAUGGUGUGAAAGUCUUGCUGAAAUAAUUUGGUUAAACAGAACACAAAUCAAGGAAGUUGAAAGAUUGAAACAAAAAUUAGCAAUAGAUCCACCAGGGGUGCCUGAUAUGUUGCCAUCUCUUAAUAGCCAGAUCACACAGCUCUUGAGCUCUUUGGUGACUAGCACAUUUAUUAUAGAAAAACAACCACCUCAAGUGAUGAAAACCAACACAAGAUUCACUUCAACUGUCCGAUUGCUGGUUGGUGGAAAGUUAAAUGUGCACAUGACUCCUCCUCAAGUAAAAGUUACAAUUAUAUCUGAAAAUCAAGCUAAUGCUCUCUUAAAAAAUGACAAACUGGGUGUGAAAGCUAAUGACGCAUCUGGUGAAAUAUUGAACAACACUGGAACCAUGGAAUAUCAACAAGCAAAUAGGCAACUAAGUGUAAGCUUUAGAAAUAUGCAACUAAAAAAAAUUAAAAGGGCAGAGAAAAAAGGCACUGAAAGUGUAAUGGAUGAAAAGUUUUCAUUACUGUUUCAAUCACAAUUUUCAGUUGGAGGAGGAGAACUUGUAUUUCAGGUCUGGACAUUAUCUUUACCAGUGGUGGUGAUUGUUCAUGGAAACCAAGAACCUCAUGCUUGGGCAACAGUUACAUGGGAUAAUGCAUUUGCAGAGCCUGGUCGCGUUCCAUUUGCUGUUCCUGAGAAGGUUCAAUGGAAAUUUGUAGCAGAAGCUUUAAAUGUAAAGUUCCGAGCAGCUACUGGCCGGCAAUUAACAGAUGAUAAUCUAAGAUUUUUAGCAGAAAAAGCCUUCAGAGCACUUCAAGGACCAUCUCUCUCUGAUUUGAGCAAUGCACAAUUAAGUUGGGCACAAUUUUGUAAAGAACCUCUUCCUGACAGAAACUUUACUUUUUGGGAAUGGUUUUAUGCUGUUAUGAAACUUACAAGAGAGCAUUUACGGUCACCUUGGAUUGAUGGAUCUAUCUUGGGUUUUGUGCGUAAGAAGCAAGCAGAAGAGAUGCUGCAGCGUUGUUCUUCAGGCACCUUUCUUUUGCGAUUCUCAGACAGUGAACUUGGUGGCAUAACUAUUGCAUGGGUUGGAGAUGGAGAUGGGGUUUUCAUGCUGCAACCAUUCACUGCCAAAGACUUUACAAUUCGUACUCUUGCUGACCGUGUUUCUGAUCUACCACAUCUCACAUAUCUUUAUCCUGACAUAGACAAAAAUACUGCAUUUGGAAAAUACUAUACACGAUUUGAUGAUAAUGAUACAAAGAAAGAUGGUUACGUACGUCCUUUAUUGAUAACACAUGUACCUGGUUUUGGUACACCAAGCACUACAUAUCCAAACACACCUCAGUCCCAUUAUUUGCAAAGUCCGGAUCCAAGUCGAGAUACACCAUCUGUAGCUAGCAGUUAUGGUGGCCCGGGAACUGUUGGCACUGCCGCGGGAUCUGUUGCUAAUGAUAUGGAUUAUUCAAAUAUGGAUUACUCGCAACAGCUUGACAAUCUGGAUGCACAAUUAGAUCUCGGUGUUUUACACGAUUUAAUUAACUAAGUCAAACAAAAAUAUUUUAUCAGUGUACAUCAUAGGUGAUUUUAAAACUAAUUUUUAAAGUAUUAGACUAAAGGUUUGGACAUAAUUAUGUAACAAGCUUGAAAACGAUAUACUGUAAUAUUGAAUAUCUUAA
This is a messenger RNA of Ctenocephalides felis (cat flea), 2717 nucleotides long. RefSeq names its product signal transducer and activator of transcription 5B (gene Stat92E). Bases 209 to 2584 code for a protein of 791 amino acids. The transcript is spliced from 16 exons. Gene Ontology annotation, molecular function: DNA-binding transcription factor activity, RNA polymerase II-specific; RNA polymerase II cis-regulatory region sequence-specific DNA binding. Gene Ontology annotation, biological process: regulation of cell population proliferation; defense response; regulation of transcription by RNA polymerase II. The record is from RefSeq and is a predicted model, not a curated record. NCBI's taxonomy places the organism in Eukaryota, Metazoa, Arthropoda, Insecta, Siphonaptera, Pulicidae.